AUGGACGACAGCCGUAAUCUAUAUGCUGCUUGCUAUGAAAACUCAAAAAUCAUACGAUUUGGCGACAGUGAUACAGUUGGAACAGUCUUGACAACGGGACUGAACAAUACAAAACAUUUCGUUGAGCCUACCUAUAUAUUUGUUGAUGAGAAUCGUUCCAUUUAUAUAUCAGAUUGGGGAAAUAAUCGAGUUAUAAAACAGGUGAAAGAUAUGCAGUACAACAGUAUCGUCGCUGGCUCUCUGAAGUAUCCUCAAGGAUUAUUCGUUGAUCAUAUGAAUAAUCUCUAUGUAGUAGACGGAGGGAACAAUCGAGUAAUGCACUGGUGUAAAGGAUGUGAAACAGGUGAGACGGUUGUUGGUGGUAAUGGAGAGGGAAACCAAGCAAAUCAAUUUGAUGAUGCCAAAGAUUUGGCAUUUGAUCGAAAAUAUAAUCUUUAUGUUGUCGAUCGCGAUAAUCAUCGAGUGCAGAGAUUUGAUGUUUAUAUCAGUUGA
Adineta ricciae is the source of this 492-nucleotide messenger RNA. The record is from the annotation of a GenBank genome assembly. NCBI's taxonomy places the organism in Eukaryota, Metazoa, Rotifera, Eurotatoria, Adinetida, Adinetidae.